Messenger RNA from Sporisorium graminicola, 426 nucleotides. RefSeq lists its product as uncharacterized. The transcript is spliced from 2 exons. Gene Ontology annotation, biological process: endoplasmic reticulum to Golgi vesicle-mediated transport. Bases 1 to 426 code for a protein of 141 amino acids. Gene Ontology annotation, cellular component: TRAPP complex. Lineage: Eukaryota; Fungi; Basidiomycota; Ustilaginomycetes; Ustilaginales; Ustilaginaceae. The record is from RefSeq and is a predicted model, not a curated record.
AUGUCAUCGCUAUGGAUCAUCAACAAGGCAGGCGGCCUCAUCUACCAAUCCGAGCACUUCAUUCACCCUAACGCCGCAUCCAUGCCCAACAACGGCCGUCUGUCGUCCAACGAAUACCUCGUUCUGGCAGGUACCUUGCACGGCAUCCAUGCCAUCACAGCCAAACUCAAUCCGGUACCUAAUCGGAAAUGCAGCGGAAUCGAGAGCUUGGAUUCGGAUCAUUUCACCAUUCGCGUGAUGGUCACUUCGACAGGAACCAAGUUUGUAUUGGUUACUUCUCCCGCGCAUCCGAAUCCGGCUGGCGUGCUGCAUCGGUGCUACGAGGCAUACGCGGAUCACGUCAUGAAAAACCCUUUCUACACACCAGAGAUGCCAGUCAGGAUCGAAACGUUCGACAAGGCCAUCGAGACACUGGUCAAGGCAUGA